This is a messenger RNA of Linum tenue, 1758 nucleotides long. Lineage: Eukaryota; Viridiplantae; Streptophyta; Magnoliopsida; Malpighiales; Linaceae. The record is from the annotation of a GenBank genome assembly.
UGUGGGCUUACUUGCAUCAUCCAUCCAUCCAUUCCCUCUUCUCACUUUUCCUAGCUUUCCCUUUUCUCCCCUCUCUCUCUCUCUCUCACUUGAUAUUCCUUCUCUCCAUUUCUCUAGAGAACUCACACCCCAUCUUUCAAAACUAGUGAGGCUUGAUCUGUAACUUUGACGAGAGAUCAUCAUCUGAGGAAUAUUUGUGGGUAGUAGUUGGAUCUUCGCUCUCCUUUUACUGGUUUCUGUGGUGUGGGAAAGGUUCUUACUUUCAUAUAAUGCAUGAAUUAAUGGAUCCUUCAAUCGUCCAGCACCAGAUGCAGCAGCAGCAGGAAAUGUCGUCACACUCACUCGAGACCAUGCUGCAGUCCAACUGCUCCUCCGCCGCCGCCGGAAAGCCAACCAACUCCGCCGGCGGAGACCAGAGAAAGCCCCGGCCGCAGCCCGAACACGCGCUGAAGUGCCCGCGCUGCGACUCCACCAACACCAAGUUCUGCUACUACAACAACUACAGCCUCUCCCAGCCCCGCUACUUCUGCAAGUCCUGCCGCCGCUACUGGACCAAAGGCGGCACCCUCCGCAACGUCCCCGUCGGCGGCGGCUGCAGAAAGAACAAACGCUCCUCCUCCAACUCCUCCUCCUCCGCCACCUCCUCCGCCACCUCCACACCUUCCUCCUCAUCUUCCCUCCUCAUGACCCACUUGCUCCCGCCGUCCUCCUCCGCCGCCUACGACUCCAACGACCUCGCCCUCGCCUUCGCCCGCCUCCAGAAGCACCACCACCACCAGCUAGGGUUUGACCACGACCAGAUGUUCAACGCCGGCAACAACUUCCUCCUCCACAACAGCUUCCUCGACAGCGGCAGCAAUCUGCAGGGGCUGUACUACAACGGCGGAGGCGGAGUAGGAGGAGGAGGGUACGAUGGUAAUUCCACCUUCGAACAGCAGAGCCACGAAAUGUCCGUGAUGUCGGACCAUUACACCAGCGGUGACCAACCGGACAACGAACCGAUUUCCGGGCCGGCCACGACCCAGGCGGUCACGGUGACGACGAUGAAGCAGGAGUACUUGCUGAAUCAUGGAAGACAGGAGGAGAGCGGCGGCGGCGGUGGUGGUAACACUAACAAGGUGCUGUGGGGAUUCCCGUGGCAGAUGAAUGGGGGAUGUGAUAACGGCGGGAAUGUGGUUGUGGAUAAUAAUAAUAAUACGAUGAGGAUGUCGGAGAGCGGCGGCGGCGGAGGGUGGUGGAGUAGUGGUAACGGUGGGAGUAAUGGUGGCGGCGGAGGAGUGAUUGGUGUCGGCGGCGGAGGAUCAUCGGGGGCGGCUAAUUGGCAUGGACUUCUCAACACUACUCCCUUAAUGUGAUGAAAACUAAUUUCAUCACUACUACUACUCACUAAUAGGUUUCAUCAUCCUUCAUAGACGGAAAAAGAAGAAUCCAUGAUUACUUUCUUUUUAGAUUAUAAUUAGGGGGUCUCUUCUCUUCUCUUUUGGGUUUUUUUGGGAAGUGGUUGGUUGGUUGGGUGAUUUGAGAGAUUUGAUGUUGAGGGAAUCAUGCAUUCUUUCUCUCAUAAUCUUCCUAUUAAUUUGUUCAUUUACUUGGGUUUUUAAUCUUUGGUGUUUUUUCUGGGUUGGUUGGAGUGUUAAAGUAAUUAGUCCGUGUUUAGGGUAUGUCUGUUUUACCGCGUCAUGUAUUAAUGAAGUGAUGGGUUUACGGAUUAGUCGUGAAUGCGCUGUUCAGUUUGUUCAGUGUAGUCGUUGUUAUGGA